AACCAACCACACUGGAGUUAUCCUCUCGCUCCACUCCACUUCCCACUAGCUAGCCUCCAAGAAGCAGAGCAGAGCUGAGUACCAUGGCGAUGCUGCGGGCUGUGUCCGUCACGGUCGGCGUGCUGCUGGCGGCGGCCACGGCGGCGGACUCGUGGCUGUACGAGGAGUUCACCACGGACGGCAACGUGCGCGCGGACUACAACGCGCAGGGGCAGCAGGUGGCGUCGCUCAUGCUCACCCAGCAGUCCGGCGGCGGCGCCUUCGGCUCCCGGCAGAAGUACCUCUACGGCGAGUUCAGCAUCCAGAUGAAGCUCGUCCCCGGCAACUCCGCCGGCACCGUCACCUCCUUCUACCUGUCGUCGGGCGACGGCCCCGGGCACGACGAGAUCGACAUGGAGUUCAUGGGCAACUCCACGGGGCAGCCGGUGGUGCUCAACACCAACGUGUGGGCCAACGGCGACGGCAAGAAGGAGCACCAGUUCGACCUCUGGUUCGACCCGGCCGCCGACUACCACACCUACACCAUUAUCUGGAACGACAAGAACGUCCUCUUCAAGGUGGACGACCUCUUCGUCCGCUCCUUCAGGCGCUACGCCGACCUCCCCUACCCGGGCGCCAAGCCCAUGUCCGUGCACGCCACGCUCUGGGACGGCAGCUACUGGGCCACGCAGAAGGGCAAGGUCCCCGUCGACUGGUCCGGCGCGCCCUUCGUCGUCUCCUACCGCGCCUACUCCGCCGACGCCUGCGUGCCCGCGGAAGGCAGCCCGCUCUCCUGCCCCGCCGGCACCGACCGCUGGAUGAACCGGCAGCUCGACGACGCCGAGCGCGGCACCGUCGCCUGGGCCAAGCGCGACUACAUGCGCUACAACUACUGCGACGACGGCUGGCGAUUCCCGCAGGGCUUCCCCGCCGAGUGCUCCCGCGGCUGAACUCAACUGAUUGAGAUUUGAGUUCACGUCCCCCAUCCCCCGAUGCUGGAGAUUGUACGUUCUUAGCUUGAUUCAUUUUUCUGGUUUCUUCGGUCGGCUCCUCUUUUCCUCUAUGUGUUGUUUUCGUCAGAAAACCUCUCUCUGUUUUUUCUUAACGAGACGGGUUAACUCUAACGAUAAUAAACGUAAAUUCGUUGAGUAAA
Messenger RNA from Aegilops tauschii subsp. strangulata, 1132 nucleotides. RefSeq names its product xyloglucan endotransglycosylase/hydrolase protein 8. Gene Ontology annotation, cellular component: cell wall; apoplast. The record is from RefSeq and is a predicted model, not a curated record. Gene Ontology annotation, molecular function: xyloglucan:xyloglucosyl transferase activity; hydrolase activity, hydrolyzing O-glycosyl compounds. Lineage: Eukaryota; Viridiplantae; Streptophyta; Magnoliopsida; Poales; Poaceae. Gene Ontology annotation, biological process: cell wall biogenesis; xyloglucan metabolic process.